CAUCAGUGUUGAGGAAGUAUAAAUAUUAUGUAUACCCCAUUUAGUUUUUAUUAUUUCUUUCCGAUCAAUAUUUGUGUUGGAUGACAUAUCUAUGUAUUUAUAUUCGGGAAUGGUAUCCGUUUGUCACGACGUACAGACGAGUGAAUAGUUUGUUGUGAAAUACUGAAAACAGUGUCAGUGGUGACGUAUUUAUUGUUGAAACCACGAACAUGGCGAAAGACAACAAAAGCCGUUCUCGUGGAAAUAACGAAUCAUUCUUAAUCGUGUGACAUUUCGUCCUUAAGAUAUUUAGCUAAUAAUGUUAGAAACAGUUUCUAUAGGUGACUGAAAUGACUAGCAAAUAUCGAAGAAUAAUCAUUUGUCGUCAGUAUUAGCGGUGGAUCAAAGGAAAAAUGUCUAAUCUGGAAGUAAGUGCUGAACGAAAUGAUCUCCAAGGUAAAAACGGUUCGUUUCACCUUGGAGAAAUGUCUAACACUGAUGGUCAGGAAAAUGCUCCCAACAAGAUGAGUUAUAUUUCAGAUGAAGAAAGAACACAGACAGAUAAAACACUGAAAGACAAAACACCAGAAAAUGUGAAUGCUGAAUAUAAUGAUUCUGCUACAAAUAGCCCAGAUAAUGCUGAAAGUAAUGUCUUGAGCGGAAACGACAGCAGUGAUGAAGAAUUGGAGCAGGAUGAUUCGAGUGAAUCGGAAGAGUUUUCCGAUUUUGACUCCGAGUAUGAAGAUAUGUUUAACAUUGUAAUACCGAAUCACCCCCCACCCUUGCCGUAUCCACACAAUCCUUUUGUAGAUGGGGAGUGCAACAUAUGCCUUGUGAGUAAAAAAUUGCGUAAGCGCAUGUGUUGCUCUUUUCCCGUCUGCGAGGACUGCAUGGAGAUGUACCUCAGCACGCAGGUCAGUCAGGCGAUUGUGAAAAUCGAGUGCCUAAAUACAGAGUGCAAUAACUACGUUCAUCGGGACGAAAUAUUGGCCAGGCUGCCACUUGAUCUGAAAGAAAAGUUUUAUAAGUUUCUCAUCGACGCCAAUAAGGAUCCAAAGAUCAAGACGUGUCCCCGGUGCAGUCAUGUGACACGACUAGAGGAUUGCCUGCUUAAAAUGAACGGCAACAUUUCGAGUAAAAAACAGAAACAGUACAAGAAGUAUCUAAAACGAGUGAAAAAGAAGAGUUUGGAAGUGAAAUGCGAUAAGUGCGAGCUGGAAUGGUGUUUUACGUGUCAGGCGCCACUUCAUAAAGGUGUCAACUGCAAAACCUUCAAGAAGGGAGACCAGCUGGUCAAAAUGUGGGCGUCGGAGUUCCACUAUGGGCAGCAGAACGCACAGAGAUGUCCCAAGUGCAAGAUAUUUAUUCAGAGGACGACCGGUUGUGAUCACAUGACUUGUGUCAGUUGUAGGACGUCAUUCUGCUACCGCUGUGGGAACCGGUACUGGAGCGUCAAGUUGCUAGGCGACCACUUCAGUCGAUUCAGUCCGUUCGGCUGUCGGUACAACUUCAUGCCUGACCGACCUGGCACCAGACGACUUGUGAGAGGAGCAGUGUUCAGUGGGAAGAUUCUAGGUGGAAUCGUGCUGGGCGGCGUGGCUAUAGCUGCCGGGGCGGGUCUCCUUGGGGUCAGUGUAGUCGCCCUGCCCAUCAUUGGUGGAUAUUAUCUGCGUAAGAAGUACCUGAAGAAUAAACGGCUACGCACCACAAUACUAAAUGAAAACACAGAUCAAAAUGUAAAAGGACUUAAGUUUACGAACCUACGUGUAUCUGCAUGUCGUGAUUUGUAUGAGCCUGCGCGGUCGUCCCUGGAGCCUGCAGUGGUUGAAGACAGUGGCUCGUACAAUGCUGACUUCCCUGAAUGGCUCGUAGUUGGAGUCCAGCUCCCGAACUCCCGACAGGUCGAGGUCCUCGUUCACAGGUCCGUGAGUUCAGGGGAAGCUGAGCAAGCCCAUGUAUACAAGACAGAAAUCACUCACCCCGAAGAUGGUUCCGUCCAAGAUGGCGGGAUCGUUACGGUAACCGAGGUCGAAGAGGUCAUGAACGAGGACGGAUCGACGAGAGUUAUAGCCCACAUCGUGACGAAACCCGCGAACUCAGACCCGUCGAAAAAAGACCAGGAUGGUCCAGAAGAUCAAGGUCACGCGCGAAAGGAUUCGAGAAUCUCCAUCGACGGGAAAGGUUUGAAGGUGGAGUCGGACGGAAAGGUCGGGAUUGCAGGGUUCACGGAAGACGAGGAUGACGUAGUCGCGAUCGGCGUCGAUCGAGAGAUGAUGGAGGAUGUCGGUGACGAAGCUGGGACUAACGAAACGAACGGCUGCUUCGUGAACAUCUUCGCCAAGAGACUGAACUCGUUCCACAGCGCCGCCUCCACAGAUGCGCAGGACGUCAAACCACCCAAGACAUUGCUCAAGAGUAAAUCGGGAACGUGGGAGAAGAGCAAGAAGAAGGAAGCUGCUCACUACACCAACUCUCUCGACAUCCGCAGUCUGUCGGCCAUUAUGGCCGCCCACUGCACGGACCGGGACGUCAAGGGACAGAGGAUGAAGAAUUCUGGGAUGUUCGACCAUCUGGAAGCCAACGUCCAUGCGGAUGAGUCUGGGGAAAGCUGUUUAUACGAUGAUGAAGCAGAUUGGUCCACCACAGAUCCUGAACUGUCUUGUGAUAUCGUUACGUAUUUGUAAAAAAAAAUUACAAGUGUUUGAUAAUUCACCCAGAUAGCAUGCUGCUGGUGGGAAGGGUUUAAUCUAUUGGUUGCGAAAUCACCAAAUACCAAUUCAGGCUUUCUGCCAGAAAAUAAUUUGAAGGUACGUAAUAAAAACAAAAUAGACCAUGAGUGCCUCUACUUGGUGGUUAUGGGUUUGAAAUCUUUCGAAAUUCAACACUACAUUUCAUGUACUUGGACAAAUUGUAAACAGCAAUUCUUUUGUUCUCUUACUAUAAUCUUUCUCAGUCCUUGGUUUUUGAAAAUUAUAGGCAAGUGGAAAAUCGCACACCUCAAUAUGCUAAGGCGAGUGAAAAAUCACUCCAAAAUAAAUAAAAUAAGCAGUGUAGCUCCGAUUGGAUUUUGACUCGUACAUCUACAAAAUUGUCUAUUAAACCAGUAUUUCCCGAUUUGUUCAACAAAGAGAAAUACCAGUUUAACGACUGCACUGAAACCACUGCCAUGUUUUUAUGAGCUAUGAAAACUGUUCAUUUUUGUAAACGGUGGAAAUAAAUAUACACAUCUAUUUUACGUGUGCUGUUUGUUGAGUAAUGUGCGCUGUUUUCCACACUUGUUAGUUUGGAAUUACGUGCGCUGUACGAGCGCGAUCGCACCCGCGCACCUUAUAAAGCAAGGUCUGCUUUCAAAAAAAAAAAAAAAAAUAUGUUUUCUUUAACUUCCUAGAUUUUAGGGUAUGUAAUUUUACCUUCUGGCAUAACCCCUGGAAUUUUAGUUGAAUUUGGUGAAUAUACUUCAUUAUCACCAAACAAACUACCAUAAUUUUUUUUUUUUUAUCUAUUUGGUAGAUCAAUCACCAUUCUCAAUAUUUGGUCAAAUGAAACUUGAAUCUGUCUGCAGCUUUUAUCAGACACUUUCAACAAAUUGCUAGGAAAUACUUCGGUCCAACGUAAAACCCUGGGUGAGCCACUGCUACCCUGAGAUGGUAUAGUUUAGCAAGUCGAGUUGUGGUAAAAAUGUUUAAAAAAAAUUGAGUUACACAUUUUGUUGGACUUAUUUGCUGGUUAGCAUUGGUGAUGGCUACCAGUAGUAUGGUAGAAUGUAGCUCGAGUCACCUCCAGCCCUACCCUUAUUAGCUGGAGAUGACUCGAACUGUAUGGUAUGUUGCUCAUUUACCAGUGUUAGCAUGACACGGAAGUGAUGGCUACCAGUAGUAUGGUAGUAUGCAGCUCGAGUCACCUCCAGCCCUACCCGUUAUUGGCUGGAGAUGACUCGAGCUGUAUGGUAUGUUGUUCAUUUACCAGUGUUAACAUGACAUGGAAGUGAUGGUUAUCAGUAGUAUGGUAGUAUGCAGCUCGAGUCACCUCCAGCCCUACCCUUAUUGGCUGGAGAUGACUCGAGCCGUAUGGUACAUGGUACAUUGUAUGUUGCUCAUUUACCAGUGUUAGCAUGACACGGAAGUGAUGGCUACCAGUAGUAUGGUAGUAUGCAGCUCGAGUCACCUCCAGCCCUACCCCUUAUUGGCUGGAGAUGACUCGAGCUGCAUGGUAUGUUGCUCAUUUACCAGUGUUAGCAUGACACGGAAGUGAUGGCUACCAGUAGUAUGGUAGUAUGCAGGUCGAGUCACCUCCAGUCCUACCCCUUAUUGGCUGGAGAUGACUCGAGCUGCAUGGUAUGUUGCUCAUUUACCAGUGUUAGCAUGACACGGAAGUGAUGGCUACCAGUAGUAUGGUAGUAUGCAGCUCGAGUCACCUCCAGCCCUACCCCUUAUUGGCUGGAGAUGACUCGAACUGUAUGGUAUGUUGCUCAUUUACCAGUGUUAACAUGACAUGGAAGUGAUGGUUAUUAAUAGUAUGGUAGUAUGUAGCUCGAGUCACCUCCAGCCCUACUCGUUAUUGGCUGGAGAUGACUCGAGCUGCAUGGUAUGUUGCUCAUUUACCAACAGGGCUAGCUGGCAAAUUUUAUUUUCAUUUAGCGAAAACAUUUCAAGUAUUAAUUAAUAUUUUGGUACCAAAUAACUGGGUAUCUAUAAAAUUUGGAAGUUUAAUAUAUAAUUUAGCGAAAUGUUCUGCUGAUCCAGAGCUAGUCCUGACCAGUGUUGGCUUGACACUGACGUGCAUUCCAACUGUGACCGUUCUGACCAUGGUCAACAUUAGGCCAGCAUACUCGUGCUAUCUGUAUAGGUGUCAUGUCGACUUAAAACUUAAGACUUUGAAGCUAUUGAAUGUACAAGCUGGAUUAUGAGACUGAUGAAUUUUUAUUCAUAUACAUAUACAUGUACAUGUAGUUGUUUGUCAUAUUGACUUAUUAAAAUGCUCAACUGCUGUAAUAACAUUUGAUUGUUGGACUCGUGGGGAUCAUUAACCCAGUGGACUAAGUGAAUAAUUAUCACAAUGUAGACUGAUGGGCUUUACAUGUAGAUUGAUGUGCUUUACAUGUAGACUGAUGGACUUUACAUGUAGACUGAUGGGCUUUACAUGUAGACUGAUGGGCUUUACAUGUAGACUUAUGGGCUUUGCGUGUAGACUGAUGGGCUUUACAUGCAGACUGAUGACCUUUACAUGCAGACUGAUGACCAUUACAUGUAGAUUGAUGGGCUUUACAUGUAGACUGAUGGACUUUACAUGUAGACUGGUAAACUUACCACAUAAUUAAUAUGUACUUUCCAUUCUGUGAAUGUUUACAAAAACUACAUGUAUUAUAGAUGUACCUGUAUCUUAAAAUUGCUCCCAUUUACCUAAGUCUAAUGUAAUUGUAUAUAUAUAUAGCUUGAGUGUUUGUGUUUUAUUUGAUCAAAGAUGUUAAUUUUAACUUUGUGGCAAUAGGUAUUAAAUACAUGACAUUGUACUAUAUGUGUAUGUAAAUGUGUAAUACUCUUAAAUUACAUGCAUAUUCAUUAUUGACCUGUCCCAAAUUGGGAUUAUAUGAAAUCUUAGUGAUGGACUGAGUGGGAGGGGCAGGAGUAAAGUGUACAGUGCACAUCACAACAGUAAAAUCCACUGGCAACCAAUGGUUGGUUUCUUAAAGUGAUUAUACUGACUGAACCAGCAGUCCCUAGGGUUCAUUGUUGUUAGUUCAUCCAACCACAUUAAGUGGGGCCAUUGGGCUAUUUCUCGUUCCAGCCAGUGCACCACAACUGGUAUAUCAAAGGCUGUGGUAUGUGCUAUCCUGUCUGUGGGAUGGUGCAUAUAAAAGAUCCCAUGCUGCUAAUC
Molecule: messenger RNA, 5853 nt
Organism: Gigantopelta aegis
Lineage: Eukaryota; Metazoa; Mollusca; Gastropoda; Neomphalida; Peltospiridae
Exons: 5
Coding region: 393-2663 (756 amino acids)
Biological process (GO): protein polyubiquitination; positive regulation of proteasomal ubiquitin-dependent protein catabolic process; ubiquitin-dependent protein catabolic process
Cellular component (GO): cytoplasm; ubiquitin ligase complex
Molecular function (GO): ubiquitin protein ligase activity; ubiquitin conjugating enzyme binding; zinc ion binding
Source: RefSeq, a predicted model, not a curated record